Messenger RNA from Corticium candelabrum, 2861 nucleotides. Its product is annotated as cytoplasmic aconitate hydratase-like. NCBI's taxonomy places the organism in Eukaryota, Metazoa, Porifera, Homoscleromorpha, Homosclerophorida, Plakinidae. The transcript has 21 exons. Gene Ontology annotation, molecular function: aconitate hydratase activity; iron-responsive element binding; 4 iron, 4 sulfur cluster binding. Gene Ontology annotation, cellular component: mitochondrion; cytosol. Gene Ontology annotation, biological process: citrate metabolic process; tricarboxylic acid cycle. The record is from RefSeq and is a predicted model, not a curated record. The coding region runs from base 45 to 2750 and encodes 901 amino acids.
CCUGUCUGGGUGUCCGAAGGAAACCUGGUUUGGGAAAGAAGAAAAUGGACUUCAAGAGCAAUCCCUACGAGCAUCUUCUCACUGAAUUCGAAACAUCCGGCGGACGUCGGCUGCGAUUUUUCGAUUUACAGGCACUUGACGUCACCAAAUUUCGUUCAUUGCCGUAUUCGAUUCGCGUGCUGCUUGAGUCAGCAGUGCGCAGUUGCGACGAAUUCCAAGUGAAGAGAAGCCACGUCGAUGACAUUCUCAAUUGGGUGACAAAGAAGGACGAGCAGGUGGAGAUACCGUUCAGACCUGCGAGAGUCAUUUUGCAGGAUUUUACUGGUGUUCCUGCUGUUGUUGACUUUGCUGCUAUGCGAGACGCUGUUGAGAGUCUCGGUGGUGACCCUUCUAAGAUCAAUCCCGUGUGUCCAGCAGAUCUGGUGGUCGAUCACUCAGUGCAGGUCGAUGUCGUCAAGAGUUUGGAUGCUGUUACCAAGAACCAACAAAUCGAGUUCGAACGAAACAAGGAACGCUUCCAAUUUCUCAAGUGGGGAGCAAAGGCAUUCAAAAACAUGACAAUCGUGCCUCCUGGCUCAGGCAUCGUACAUCAAGUGAAUUUGGAGUAUCUUGGUCGAGCUGUUUUCAUGGUUGACGGCCUUGUGUAUCCAGACAGUCUUGUAGGGACGGACUCGCAUACGACUAUGAUUAAUGGAAUGGGGAUUUUAGGAUGGGGUGUUGGUGGUAUCGAGGCAGAGGCCGUCAUGUUAGGUCAGACGAUAUCCAUGGUCUUACCACACGUCAUUGGAUAUCGAAUCAAGGGAAGCAUCGGGCCAUUAGUGACCUCAACAGACAUUGUCCUCACUAUCACAAAGCAUUUACGUCAAGUUGGUGUUGUUGGCAAGUUUGUUGAAUUUUUCGGACCAGGAGUAGAGCAGCUGUCUGUAGCUGACAGAGCGACUAUUUCUAAUAUGUGUCCUGAGUAUGGUGCCACCGUCGGAUACUUUGCUGCUGAUCAGAUGACCAUGAAAUAUCUAAAGCAGACAGGUCGAAGUGAUGAACAACUAGAAUACAUCGAACAAUACUUGAAACUCUCGGGACUAUUUAGGAACUUUAACAACCCGGACGAAGAUCCAACAUUCUCCGAGAUAGUAGAGUUAGACCUCUCAACUGUCGCCUCGUCUCUGUCAGGACCAAAGAGGCCGCAAGACAGAGUCGCAGUCAGCGACAUGAAAGCCGAUUUCCAGAAAUGUCUGGACAACAAGGUUAGCUCGGUUGACAAGGUUGGAUUCAAGGGAUUUAAGAUUGAGAAGGAGAGGCAAGCGGAUAGAAUUCCGUUGACGUUUGAAGGGCGGGAGUUUGAGAUCGGACAUGGCUCUGUUGUUAUUGCUGCUAUAACAAGUUGUACAAAUACGAGCAAUCCGUCGGUCAUGUUGGGUGCUGGUCUGUUGGCUAAGAAGGCUGUUGAGAUGGGCCUGUCUGUUGCUCCUUAUGUGAAGACCAGCAUGUCGCCAGGAUCAGGGGUGGUGACGUACUAUCUACGAGAGAGUGGUGUUACUCCAUUCUUGGAACAGUUAGGUUUUCAUAUUGUUGGCUACGGUUGCAUGACAUGUAUUGGCAACAGUGGACCCUUACCUGAACCAGUAGCUGAAGCAAUAACAAAGGGAGAUCUCGUCACCAUUGGCAUUCUCUCCGGGAAUCGUAACUUUGAAGGUCGAAUUCAUCCUCUCACACGAGCAAACUAUCUCGCCUCGCCGUUGCUUGUUAUUGCUUAUGCAAUUGCUGGUCAUGUUUCAAUUGAUUUUGAGUGUGAACCGUUGGGUGUGGGGAAGGAUGGUAGGGAGGUUUAUCUGAAGGACGUGUGGCCGACGAGAGAAGAAAUUCAAGCUGUUGAGAGGGAGUUUGUUGUGCCUGCGAUGUUCAAGGAAGUUUACUCUACGAUAACGGAGGGUACACCAAUGUGGCGAGCAAUUGAAGCUUCUGAUGACAUACUAUAUCCUUGGGAUGCAAAGUCAACAUACAUACAGAAACCACCAUUUUUUGAUGGAAUGACUCGAGAGAUCCCUGCGUUGCAAAGUGUUGAGGGUGCAUACGUCAUUUUAAAUCUUGGAGACUCGGUAACAACAGACCAUAUCUCUCCAGCCGGCAGCAUUGCUCGUAACAGUCCUGCAGCUCGCUACUUGGCUGCACGAGGUUUGACACCAAGAGAGUUCAACUCCUACGGCUCCCGUCGUGGCAACGACUCAGUAAUGGCACGUGGAACGUUUGCCAACAUCCGCAUCGUCAACAAGUUCCUAGACAAGAGUGGACCAAAAACUGUCUACAUCCCCACAGCAGAAGUGAUGGAUAUUUAUGAUGCGGCUAUGAGGUAUAAGGAUGAGAAGCGGCCGAUCAUUGUUCUCGCUGGGAAAGACUACGGGAGUGGGUCGUCGCGAGAUUGGGCAGCCAAGGGUCCCUGGAUGCUGGGUAUUCGUGCUGUUAUUGCUGAGAGUUAUGAACGCAUCCAUCGGACUAAUCUGAUUGGAAUGGGCAUCAUACCGUUGCAGUACUUGGAAGGGCAGUCGGCGUCUUCGCUCCAGUUGACUGGAAGAGAAGUUUAUACCAUCCACGUGCCUCAAUGUUUACGUCCGGGUCAUGUGAUUGACGUGUCGGUGAACGGUAGCGUUGCGUUUCAAGCCACUGCGAGGUUUGACACCGAUGUCGAGGUCACAUACUUUCGUCACGGCGGCAUCUUGAAUUACAUGAUCAGAAAGACAAUUGGAGCAUUUUGAUUUCAGACUGUCAUCUAAUCAUCUAUAUUCUCUUCUCCUUGAAAAAUUAAUAUAAAUUAUUGAACGUGUUUGCGCAUGCGCAAAGAAUAUAGUCGGGUGACGUCCGGAGAA